ACGUCCUGGUGAUCGGUUGUGCGUUAACCUCUCCGCGCCACGUUUACAUCGUGAGUCGCCCUCCUCUCCCACUCUCUUCCGCCAACCCUCGCUCUCCCCCCCCCCCCCGCCCCCCUCACCGCGGCGCCCCUCAUCAAGGCUAUUCCGACGACCGAAGUUCGGGUUUUUAACGCUUCGUGCAGCAUGGCGCUGACUGUACCGCUGUUCAAGAUUCUCCGUGGAUCGCCGCAACUGCCUAUGGAUAUACGUGGACACGACUACCAACACUGAUAUCGCCGUUGCUCCUGCUAGUCGGCUGCCCUGUCGCUCGGCGGUGACUGGAUUAUUCUCUGUGGAUCUUUAUAUGCAUUGUUUUCUCAUGCCGUGCUUAGCCUGGGAUUAUGUUCAAGCAGUAAAACAAUAGAAGGCGAAAGGGAGAAGGGAGAUAGAGAAGAAAAAAAAGUAAAACUGAGUUGUAAAUAUGGCGGGUAUGGGAAGGAGAACGUAUCUUCGAGAUGUGAACCCCUAUUUGAUAUGUCCUCUCUGCAGAGGAUACCUUGUAGAUGCCACUACUGUCGUUGAAUGCCUUCAUUCGUUCUGUAGAAGCUGCAUACUAAAGCAUUUGAGUGCAGAAGCUCAUUGUCCAACGUGCAAUCAUGUCCUCAAUAAUGCCAAACCCGAUAUCAAGGCUGACAAGGCAUUACAGGACAUCGUCUAUAAAUUGGUACCCGGACUUUAUCACAAAGAAAUGCGGAGAAGACGGGAAUUCUAUAAGAAACACCCUGAGCACGCCGAUUCGGCCACGCCAGAACAAAGAGGCGAGGACGUUAGUGGGAGAUUGAUUUUUGCCCCCGAAGAUGCAGUAAGCUUGAGUCUGGAGUACUUGCCACCCGGUGCCGACCCCUUGACCUUGGGGCCGACGACCAACGAUGUGGAUUCCAUACAUCGCAAUAUAAAUAAUAACAACAACAACAACGAUAACGCCAAUAGAAGAUAUCUCCAGUGUCCAGCGCUGGUAACAAUCGCGCAUUUGAAGAAAUUCUUGGCUCUCAAGUACAGUGUUGACUUAACUCGAUACACCAUAGAAGUUUGCCAUCGAACUGCUCCUCUGCCUGAACACUGGACCCUCAUGGACGUCGCCUAUAUGUAUGCGUGGAAAAGGAAUGCACCGAUGAGAUUUUUCUAUCGCAUCGCGCAAGAAGAACCCCGGCUGGAGGCUCCGCCUUACGAUCGACCAUCGACUCCAGGCCUUGGGGCAAGUUUACCUCCUGGUGAUUCAGCUCCAAUUGAUACCAAUGAUAUCAAACAUGAGAAAGAUUCUAAACAAAUAGUUGUCGAUACGAAAGAAGCACCGCAAGUAAAAAGUCCCAUAAAGAUAUUGAAAAAUUCUGAAGGUCGGUACGAGGUUCUAAAAAGUCCUACAACCCGGAAUCCUCUCAUUCCCACGAGUGGCAAUAGUUUGGAACAAAAAAAUCUUAGUCCCGAAUUCAGUGUUGUUAGUAUCGGCGAUGGGCAGAGUUCGAAUGGAGUUAAAAUUACACUCAAGCAGUGCUUGCCGAAUACUCUGUCCUUGAAGAAACCAAAAGUAAUCAGUAAUGUUAUGCUGCGUCGCUGUCCAAUAAAAAACGAUAUUCAAAAGCCUUUAAAUAUGGAGCAGGUCCAGCGGCAAAGGUCUACGAACCAGGCAAAAACACCGAUCACUGGGGAUAAAACUGUGACGGGAAAAGAAAAAACAAGUGUAAAAGAUGCCGAGAUAGAAUCGCAACAGGAUAAGCAAAAGCGUAAAGUAACUUUUGGUGAAACACCUGCCGUGUCUGCGUUACCUAAAGUCAAACUGAAUGGCGACUGUGGAACUGUGACUAACAAGAAACCAGCAGAGCUUACAGAAAAGAAACAGUUCCUUCAGAGCUUUCAACUCGCAGCCAGAGAUUCUAAGAAUGAAACACCGUUGCUAAAGGACUCGGUAAAAAAUGUCGCUCCUAAAGUUGAUGUUUAUACUUUUCCAAACGAACCUUCUCCACUGCCGGCUGGUGCUGUUAAGAGAAAAUGCCCCCCUGGUCUGCCUAUAUUCGAAGCUAAACGACGAAAACUUCCGUUCCAAAAUCAGCCGAAAAAACUUACCGUCAAACCAUUGAACAGGCUGAAAACUAGCCAACAAUCGCAAAUACCGAAUUCUACCAGUUCGGGUGUAAAUUGCUGUGGGAAUCCUGCGGGGACGACGACACCGGCUACGUUGGUAGCUGUGAGCACUGCUUGCGUCAAGUCUGCUAGUCCCAAUGUUUACAAUAAUACUCGAAAUUUAUUGGAUGGCUGCGGACUGAAUAUUCCGGCUAGCCUUAGUAUAACACUGACAGCACCAAAGUCGCCAAGUAGUAGUAACAGCGCUGGAAUCGACCCCGGAAACUUGAAGGACAAUCAGAUGAGCCUGUUGAAUAAGGUUAACCCAAGCAUUACGUUAAACGAUCGAUCAGUAGACCCGAGAGUCCUGAAAGCCCUGAAAACGGGCCAGAUUCGAAUGCCAGCGCCGAGUAAAACAAAGCCGAGAAAUCAAUCUGAUAGGGAAAUAAAGAUCAGUCCUAAACGAAAAAAGGAUCAGGACCAGCUAGGAGAAGAUGCUCUAGACCUUAGCGGUGGCAAGAAAAUUGACAUUCAUCCGCUCAGGAUCCCCCAGCCAGUUUCAAAGCCCAAAGGUAAAUCCGCCGCAGCCGCUACCAGGGAGAAUAACACUGCUCUAGGACAGGUCGUCACCCUCGUUGGCGGACAACGGUAUUACAGAGCUCCGCCUGGGUCGCUCACACCGGCCGUGCAUCGAGUAACUGAUAUUGCUCCACCCGCGAGUACCCGAACUCCUGUUUACGCUCCGUCUUGUCUUCCUAGCCCCACCGGUAGCAGCAGAUCAAGUCUGUCGUCUGUUUUUCCCAGUCUACAGAGCCUGUUUGCUCUUAGCCAAGCGCAAAAUAGACAACAGUUACAAAUCGAGGCUAGACUUAGGCUGCCCCAAACAGAUGGAAAUUCCCCUAACAGUCCGAGCAAAAGCCAUCUCGCUGCUCAGUGUGCACCCAUAAAACCGGCAAGAUCUUCUGUCACGUCAUUGGCAGUUCCCAUUAUUAAACAACCGAACAACGCGCCUUUGCCUUGCGAGGGAACGCUGCGUUGACGGUGUUUUCGAUUUUUGUUUUUUUUUUCUCUCAGUAUCACAAACAAUGUUAGUAAAGUGUGAAAUUAGUGUAAACUUAAUUCUAUAUGUCUCUCGCGAUAUAUUGGCUACCAAAGACUUGGACAUUUUUUUAUUGGCUUACUAAACUUCUUUAUACCAGACUGAAGCAUGCGGCAAAGCGGGUAAAUAUAACGACGCUGCUGUUUAUUUGAUAAGAAUAAUGAUCUGACGUUUGCGUUGAAGGCAUUAAAAAACAGUUCGAGGAUAGGGACGGACUAAUAUGAAUAUGAAUAGUGAAUAUUGAUUGGUUUAUUAUUAAUUUAUUGAACUGAAAAAGUGAAAAAAGUAUUUGUAGGAUUAUGUGAAUAGGCUGUUUGAACGGAAAAUAUUAUUUUCGCUGUCUCAAUUGUUAUUAACGACACUCUUCUCAACUACCAAAGUUCUAUCCCUUUGCGAAGUUUUUACGAGUUUUUUGGUGUUUAGCUAACUAAACAAAUUUAAAACUGACAUAUGCGGAAAAAUUUUUCUAGUUAUGAUAAAUAUAUAUCAGUAUUGUGUCUUGAAUCGAAAUAGAGUAAUUUGUGGCUAUUGUUGUUGAUAUCUUAGUUCUCAUUCUAUUUCGUUGAUUGGUUAUUGCAUUGAAUGAUAAUAUUAUCAGUAAUAAUGAUGAUUGUAAUAUUGUUACUCCACGUAUAUUUAUGUGUUUGUAUUAUAUUUUAUAUAAUAUUAUACUCAUGUCUAUUAAUAAUUUUUUUUGUAUCGAUUAUGUAUAUACUAUACAUACUAUACAUACAUACUAUAUAACACAAAGGAGCAUUAUCUGAUGUGAUUUGCAAAUUAGUUUAUAAGGCAUGACAUUAUACAUACUAUUUUAAUACAAUCAUCGAUAACUAUGAAAGAGUUAUUCAUUGAAAUUCAACAGUGUCAUAAAACUGACACUGCAUAGUAAUGGGAUCAAUGUUACGUAUACUGCUGCGCUCGAUACGUGUAUAAUAUAUUGUGUACAAGAGCUUGAAUAUUCGUGCAUAGCGUGAAAGUUUACGCAAAAUGCACAAUCAUCAAAUGUUAAAUAUACUUGAAAAUAUAUCGUACCUUGGCGACAAAGGUGACACGACUGAAAAAACACUUAUGUUAAGUACGAGUAGAAGAAGAAAAACAAAACUUUCAAAAGUUUGACGGGGCAAUCUAUUGGUCUUUGAAGGAAACUAUUAUUAUCGAAAAGUCCAUUCAUACUGAGUAGGAUGACUCGAAUCAAAAUUGAAUUUGUUUGGUUGCACCUUUAGUGGUAGAAACUAAGAGUGCUUUGAAUUAUGUCACUAUUGUUAAUUUGUAAAUUUUUUUUUGAUUAGGUUAUUACAUAGUU
Neodiprion fabricii is the source of this 4499-nucleotide messenger RNA. RefSeq names its product polycomb group protein Psc-like. Gene Ontology annotation, cellular component: PRC1 complex. Gene Ontology annotation, biological process: negative regulation of transcription by RNA polymerase II. The coding region runs from base 461 to 3136 and encodes 891 amino acids. The transcript is spliced from 6 exons. Lineage: Eukaryota; Metazoa; Arthropoda; Insecta; Hymenoptera; Diprionidae. Gene Ontology annotation, molecular function: promoter-specific chromatin binding. The record is from RefSeq and is a predicted model, not a curated record.